AUGCCGGAGAAUCGCAGGAAGUACAAGCGUCCGUCGCCUGCUUCUAAACCCUCAUUCUCCACGCCAGUCGAGACCUCGAACAACGCCGCCGAACCCGACGCUACCACGCCGAAACCAGCUCCCAGCGAGAAUGCCUCCCGACCUCCCAUGAUGCCCACAGCAGCCACCACCCCAUCUGCCCUCCACACCGACGACUCCAAACCCGCCCCCGACUCCUCCCUACCAACACCCAACAGUUCCAACCCCGUCCCCUCCAACCUCCCCAUCCCCCCGCCCACCUGCAAAACCUUCCACUUCCCCCCCGCUCCCUCCGGCGCCCAGGACCUCAACCACCUCGCCGCCCUCAGCUUCCUCACCAGCAUCACCUCUUCGCCCGGCCACUUCGACCGCGGGCAUUUGGUCGCCUCCGCCUUCGAAACCAUACCAUCCACGCCGGAGCUCGCGAGUUAUGUAAGGCUGUGCGCGGCGGCGUUGACGGCGGUGCUGGAUUUGGUGGCGUGGGAUCAUUUGCGGGAAGUGCUGGGGGGUUGUAUGGAGGAGGUUGUCGGGAUUUGUGGGUGGGUGGGGGAGUUUGAGAUGGUUAAAAAGGAGGUGAGGGGGGGGAGGGGGGUGUGGGAGGAUGUGAAUGGUACUAAACAAGUCGAGGCUGAGCUGAAGGAACUCGAUGAUUGCCUCUCCCUCCUCCGCACCUCCUCCUCAGACCCCUCCCACUACGCCUCCCUCACCGCACCCGCCUCCCGCGCCCUAACCGCCUACAUGCAGAGCCCAGCCUACACGCAACUCCUCUGCGACUACCAGACCAUUGACGCCCCGACGCCGUAG
Molecule: messenger RNA, 822 nt
Organism: Saxophila tyrrhenica
Lineage: Eukaryota; Fungi; Ascomycota; Dothideomycetes; Mycosphaerellales; Extremaceae
Exons: 2
Coding region: 1-822 (273 amino acids)
Source: RefSeq, a predicted model, not a curated record